Molecule: messenger RNA, 1969 nt
Organism: Ipomoea triloba (trilobed morning glory)
Lineage: Eukaryota; Viridiplantae; Streptophyta; Magnoliopsida; Solanales; Convolvulaceae
Product: glycoprotein 3-alpha-L-fucosyltransferase A-like
Exons: 8
Coding region: 236-1765 (509 amino acids)
Cellular component (GO): membrane
Molecular function (GO): fucosyltransferase activity
Source: RefSeq, a predicted model, not a curated record
AAAAGAAGAGUUGAAAGCCGCCCGCUUCACCCGACCCAACCCAACCCUCAGCACAAAAGAGGGUUUGCGUUUCUGCCGCGAAUUUCGAGAUUUGUUUGUGGUGCGUUCAGAAUCUACACGGCUCCAGACGGGAGAUGGAAGGAAGACGCCGCCUCUUUGACCGUCCAGAAUUCCGAACAAGUUUUAUAUCAGUGUAAGUGGAAGAUUGGCCCACAGCACAGAAGCUGGAGCAGUUAUGAGGAUUUCGAGAGCGGAGAAUGGGCACAACGCCAUCGGGUCUCCCAAAUACUCCAGCGGCGCCAAGAAGAAGUGGUCGAAUUGGCUGCCGAUAUUCGUAGCCUUUGUGUUCAUAGCAGAGAUAGCCUUUCUGGGUCGACUUGACGUGACCAAGAAUGUCGACCUGGUCAACUCGUGGGCUCACUCGUUCUACCAGUUCACCGCCAUGCCCUGGUCAUCCACCUCCGCGCACGGCGGCGAUGACCGUGGUUAUUCCGGUGCCCGUUAUCGCCGCUUCGGAUAUGAGAGCUGCGAAGAUUGGUUGGAGAGGGUGGACGCCGUGACUUAUACGAGGAACUUCGAGAAAGACCCAAUUCUCCUCCGCGCUGAACGCCAGGAAUUAGCAUAUUGUGCUGUGGGAUGCAUAAUUGAGAGCAAGCCCAAUAAACAGCCUGAUGCAGUAUUUGGAUUGGUGACUAAAGAGCCUGAUACAACUAGGGUUCUGCGAUCAAUGGAGUCAGCAAAGUACUAUUCUGAUAAUAACAUUGCCAGUGCAAAAAGGAGGGGAUUUGAAGUUGUUAUGACAACGAGCCUCUCUUCAGAUGUUCCUGUUGGGUAUUUCUCUUGGGCUGAGUAUGACCUAAUGGCGCCAUUGCAACCGAAAACAGAGAAGGCUUUGGCAGCUGCUUUCAUUUCCAAUUGUGGUGCACGCAAUUUCAGGUUGCCAGCUCUUGAAGCACUUGAAAGCGCAAACGUCAGUAUUCAUUCUUAUGGCAGGUGCCAUCAUAACAAGGAUGGAAAUGUGAACAAAGUGGAAGCACUGAAGCGGUACAAAUUUAGCUUGGCUUUUGAAAAUUCCAAUGAGGAGGAUUAUGUGACAGAAAAAUUCUUCCAGUCUCUUGUUGCUGGUACUAUUCCUGUGGUAGUCGGUGCUCCGAACAUCCAAGAUUUUGCUCCUUCUCCAGGUUCAGUGUUACAUAUUAAAGAGCUAUCAGAUGCAGAAAAAGUUGCAAAGACCAUGAAGUAUCUUGAUGAAAAUCCCAGUGCAUAUAAUCAGUCACUUAGGUGGAAGUUUGAGGGUCCAUCUGUUUCUUUCAAGGCUCUCAUUGAUAUGGCAGCAGUUCAUUCAUCAUGUCGAUUGUGCAUUCAUUUGGCAACAAGAAUUCGAGAGAGAGAAGAGAAGAGCCCAACUUUUAGUAAGCGUCCUUGCAAAUGUACCAGAGGUUCAGAAACUGUUUAUCAUGUAUAUGUACGUGAAAGAGGGAGGUUUGAGAUGGAGUCCAUUUUCUUGAGGUCUAGUAACUUGACAAUGGAGGCCUUUGAAUCCGCGGUUUCAUUGAAGUUCAAGUCUCAAAAACAUGUCCCGAUUUGGAAAGAAGAAAGACCCAAAUUGAUAAGGGGAGGGGAUGAGCUCACAAUUUACAGAAUAUAUCCUCUUGGAAUGACUCAAAGACAGGCAUUGUAUAGUUUCAAAUUUGAAGGGGAUAAUCAGUUUAGGGAAUAUAUAGAAAGCAACUUGUGUGCUAAGUUUGAAGUCAUUUUUGUAUAGAUUAGCUUCAAAAUCUUCUGCCUCAUCCUCAUGGCUGAUCUCAUCUACAAGGGAGAAAAAGCCGAUAUUUUCCCCAAAUCUUUCAUAUGCCAUUGUAAAAAGCACGGGCUUUAUUUUACUUUAGCUCCUUCAACUAUAACAAUAUUUUUACAUUUUGUUCUUAACUUUGUUUAAUCUUGAUGUUUAAAAAGUGUUCUAUUUUUA